Penicillium taxi is the source of this 192-nucleotide messenger RNA. RefSeq lists its product as uncharacterized. NCBI's taxonomy places the organism in Eukaryota, Fungi, Ascomycota, Eurotiomycetes, Eurotiales, Aspergillaceae. The transcript has a single exon. The coding region runs from base 1 to 192 and encodes 63 amino acids. The record is from RefSeq and is a predicted model, not a curated record.
AUGACAGAUUAUGAUAUUCAUCGGCUUCCUGACUUCAAGUAUCUACUCAUCAACCCUGUCCUCGAGACUUUGAGUCGUGCCCUCGAGCCGACGAACCUUGAGCAUCAAAUUCAAAGGAUGCCCAAGCUAAACACAGAUUCGAUGGCCAAGAUGUUAGGCAAUAAAGCCGACGCCACAGGCGAAUCAGUGUAA